Molecule: messenger RNA, 2259 nt
Organism: Miscanthus lutarioriparius
Lineage: Eukaryota; Viridiplantae; Streptophyta; Magnoliopsida; Poales; Poaceae
Source: the annotation of a GenBank genome assembly
AUGGCCUGGGUGCCCGCGGUGGCCACGUCUAGGCGGCCGGUCCUGGCCUGGGUGGGCCUUCCCAGCCAACCAGCGUCGGCCAUUGCUGAUCAACAACUGUGGACAGUCAUAGCAACCGAGAGAGAUCAGCUUGAAAUAGAUACUCUGAAGGAUAUAGGAUCGAACAUCCUUGGCAGAUGCGGUGGUUUACCUCUUGCUAUCAAAGUGAUAGGAGGAUUAUUGCGACAAAGGUCUAUAAACAUAGUUGAGUGGGAGAGGGUUUUAGAAAAUCCUGCAUGGUCUAUUGAUAGAAUGCCCGAAGAGCUAAACCAUGCACUAUACCUGAGUUAUGAUGAUCUACCUCCUCAUUUGAAGCAAUGCUUGAUUUACUACUCACUUAUCCCACAAAAAACAAACAUUAGUCCUGAUCAACUGAUUCAAAUGUGGAUUAGUGAAGGAUUGGUGAGCAGUAGACACUCAGAUGACCUGGAACAGAUAGGAAGAGAUUACAACAAAGAGUUGAUCAUGAGGAACCUUAUACAACCAUGUGGAGUAAUUCAUGAUGUUGUUCGCUCAUUUUGCCAGUAUAUGGUUAGAGAUGAAGCACUGGUGGCUCGUAUGGGGGAAGGUGGUAUUGGUAGCAGUCUUCUUUCACACAAGUUUCGUUUUCUGUCUGUUGGAGUGGAGUCAGGUUCAGAUGAACGACUGGAGUGGAGCGUUCUACAAAAUCAGAGUUCGUUGAGAACAUUAAUAUCUUGUUGCCCUAUCAGGUUUAAGCAUAAUGAUUCUUUGAGUAGAUUAUCCAGACUACGCACAAUACAUUUAGAGAAUGCAGAUUUUAUUCCAUUAUUAGCAGACCAUCUGGGAGAACUGAAGCUCUUAAGGUACUUGACCAUAGAAAGUACUCAAAUAUGUAGUCUACCAGAUACAAUUGGCCAAUUGAAGUUUUUGCAGCAUAUUGGCCUUAGUGGUUGUGAGAAAAUGGUACGACUUCCUAAUGGCAUUGUAAAGUUAAAGCAGCUGCGGUCUGUUUAUCUCGGUGAAGCGGUAAAUAUUAUACCAAAGAAAUUUGGUGAGCUGACAAACUUGAGGAAAAUACUGAACUUUCCAGCCAACAUGGAUGGUGGUGCAAAUGGUUGGUGUACUUUGGAAGAGCUAGGUCCUCUUUCUCAGCUUAGGGAUCUUUCACUGAAGGGGUUGGAGAAUGUACAUCCCAGCUCCUUAGCUGCAAAGGCCAUGCUACGUAGCAAGAAGCACCUUGGCCGCUUGGCCUUGAAGUGCAGCAGUAUAAUAGAAGAUGACGGCGGGUCAGUCAAAAGAGUUGUCACAGAGGAGGAGGAGCGGCACAUUGAGGAGGUAUUUGCUGAGCUUUGUCCUCCAGGUUGCAUAAAUCAUUUGACCAUUGAUGGAUAUUUUGGGCGUCGACUUCCAGAAUGGGUUAUGUCAAUGACAGGAGUGUCUCUGGAGAGGCUGCGGAUUUUGGAACUGUCGAAUCUUGCUCUUUGUACCCAGCUCCCCAAUGGCUUGUGUCAGCUUCCCUGUUUAGAGAUAUUGAUUGUUCUUCAUGCUCCAGCCAUCAAGCAUGUUGGCCCAGAAUUGAUGCGCCACACCCACAAGCACAAUAAUAAGCGCCAUUCCCGUGUGUCGGUAUCAUUCCCAAGUUUGAAAAAAUUGAUCUUCAUCGAAAUGGUUCGCUGGGAGGAGUGGGAGUGGGAGUGCGAGGAGCUGCUUGAAGCCAUGCCAGUCUUGUUGGAACUCACACUCGACAAUUGCAGAUCACUGACACGACUUCCACCUGGACUUUCCUACCAUGCAAGGGCGCUCAAGAUGUUGAAUCUGAGCGAUGUUCAUUGGCUUUCCUACCUGGAAAACCUUCCUUGUGUCGUUGAACUUAGCCUGAAGUGCUGCCACAGUCUAAAGAGAAUCACCAACCUCCCAAGUUUGCAGAAGCUUGUCAUCAGUUGCUGCUCGCGACUGUCUGUCUUAGAGGCUGUCCCAGCACUUAGAUACCUUAAUCUGCAGAGUUCCAGCAUGAGAAUACUCCCAAGAUACCUGCGGGGUCUCAACCUCACCCGUUUGUACCUGUGCUGUGACCUACCGCUGCUCUGUUCAAUGGCUUUGGGAAAAUCCACCUACGACUGGAAUAAGUUCUGCCAUAUCCGUCGUGUGGAGGCCUAUACCCAUAAUGGUCCAAAUGGAAUUUUCACAGUCACGUAUACAAGGGAUCCUCGCUACCUGGAGACCAAUAUCAGCAGCGCCCUCUUCAAUCUGCUGUGGUAA